Lineus longissimus is the source of this 14369-nucleotide messenger RNA. RefSeq lists its product as uncharacterized. Gene Ontology annotation, biological process: neuron differentiation. Lineage: Eukaryota; Metazoa; Nemertea; Pilidiophora; Heteronemertea; Lineidae. Bases 73 to 12705 code for a protein of 4210 amino acids. Gene Ontology annotation, molecular function: serine-type endopeptidase inhibitor activity. The record is from RefSeq and is a predicted model, not a curated record. Gene Ontology annotation, cellular component: cell surface; extracellular region. The transcript has 78 exons.
CUUACACCGAUUCACAAAUUUGACGCAGGAUACGAAGAUUUCAAAAGCAUCAUUGAAUUGAAUCAGUCAGAGAUGAAAAUUAACUUCUUAUUGCCCCUUUUAGGGGUAAUACUGGGGUCCUGUUCGGGUGUGUCUGCUACAUCCAUUUAUUAUGUACCCUGCCCUGAAGUCUUCAGUGAAUAUGAGAGGUAUGUGGUAACAGUACAGCCGAAUACUGCUAUAUCAGAGAUAAUGCAAGGAUUAUCUAAUCAAAGUGUCAGAGAUGCUCUUUCACAAAGGGAACCCAUGAUGAAGACAUGUUCACAGGAUAGUGAAUGUGCUGUGCCUGGAAUGACCCGGACGUGUAAACCAAUAAUCCUUCAUGGGAAGACAUUCGGAGUGAAAUUGUGCUGUGCUCACGCGCGAUCAGUUCCUGCGUUGUUUAUGUUGACCAAUCAAGCUCUCAUGAUGGCUUUCAGCAGUCCUUCUUCAUCAGUUACGCCAGGAAUGCUUCGUCAUGAGAUAGGAAGGAUGCUAAACGACUAUGAGAAGGUUAAGGAAAAACUGAAUCUCAUGGUCUUCACUACGACGGCGAUCCGAUAUAAAGAGCUCACGAAGAGUGUAAAUUUUCGCUGUCCAAAGAUCAAGUGCAGCCAAAACUGUGCUUUCGGUUACAAGAUGGCCAAGCCUAAUAGUACGCAAGCUUUGUGUCCCGGUUGUGACUGCGAGCAGGAUCCAUGCAAGACAAAUCCUUCAAUUUGCAAGUCGGAAGAAAAUUGCCAUUUGAUCCGGUUUCCUCCGCCCGCUAUCCUUAGUUAUUCUCUUGAUCCGAAAAUGUUCUGGGUGUUUGCUGAAUGUAGGAAAAUUGUGAAGCCAGGCUCCUGCCCAUUUGGUGGCAUGUCUUUCUUUGAUUGUGGCAACUGCGCGUGGAAAUGUAAAUCGGACGACGAGUGCAGAGGUCGUGGGAAGUGUUGUGCUACCAUGUGCGGAACGAAGUGUGUCCAACCAAGAGGUCUGGAGCCAAACGUUCCACAGAAAACACCAGCUCGGGCUCAGACUGGAACAUCGGCCGACCCACCAGUAUCACCACCCGGACCUAACAAACCGAAUAUGACGAAGCCAAUGCAUCCUCCCAAGCCAUGCAGCAAAAAAUGGAAGCCAGCUGGAGACUGUCAUAAAAAGCUUGACGAGGCCAUAAAAAUGCUCCUGAAGGACCAUAACUCUAUGCCAUUCUUGCCGAGGUGUAACUGGGACGGUUCUUGGCAAAAGGUCCAGCUUAAUGAUGCGACUGGCAUCAGUUGGUGUGUGAAUCAGACAGAUGGCAAACCAAUCGAAAGGACCAAAAUAAGAGGAGUCGCUCAAUGCGAAGUCCAGCAAAGUCUAGUUGAUGAGUGCCAGGGGAAGAAAUGUCCCAUUUCUUCGUGUUUUAUGCGCCCGCCAUGUCAAGCGUUCCCCACGGCAGUCUGCAGGGCGAAUCCGUGCAAUAACUGCAGUGCUCUUGAGUUCUACAUGCCAGGAAAGUCGAAACCAGUUGACUGCUACAAAGAUAUCAAAGCGUCAACCUGUUUGAAGCAACGAGAUGACGCGAACCGUGACUACCUGACAAAGAUGCUCACCACCACCCUCCAAUUUUACGGAGAAGAUAAACGAAUGACCGAAAUUUAUUCUCCCUUCAUGAGCCUAACUAUAAAGAUAUUUUACGGUGGACUUUACGAUCAAUUUUUAAGCGAUGACAUCAGACUGGAAAUGGUAAUGGACAUUUAUAAAGGCAUAAUGGACGUGUUGCCUGUCCAAUCGCCUCCAGGUGGUACAAGCGGUCGCAAGAAACGGUCAACGAAUGCAGUUCCCACAGACCUCCUCUCUGAUGAGACAAUCAGCAUGGUGAAGGAUAUGCUAAGUGUAAUCGUGGAUAUGAGUACGAACAUGUUGGACUGCUUGCAUUCAGGUGUCGAGGAUAUGGUCAAGUACAGUAUGGACUACGUUAUGCACUUGGGCAAUUCUUAUAAUAUAUUGGAAAAGAUCUCAAAUGCCACAUUGGAUCUUCGUGCAUUCAGCGGGCUAAUAGAAUUUGGCGAUAAUGUGAACCGAGGAAUGGCCUUAAGGUUAAUGUCUUUAAACGGAUUCGAUAUGUCUUACACCGACAGUGCCUUGAUGAUGGUAACGAAACUGCGCCCACUUUACGAGACGAUCUUGUAUUCAACUCCAUUCAACUUUACUAUCGGAAUGGUGAGCGAUCAAUUCGUUGAAAAGUUCAUGACCUUUGGAGUGGGGUUGUUACUGACGACCUCGGGGGCGUCACAAGGUAUUGACUACACUGUAACCAUGACAUCAAUGCUUGGAAGAGUCAUGCGCACCCCUGGCCUCGAACCGACUGGAGCGGAUGCAUUUAAAGCUACAGGAUUCUGCGCCCGGCAACCGCCACCAGGUGAUAGCAUCUGCCGAAUGAUUGCCCUCUGCGAUCCGAAUGCCAACAUACCCGAAGAACCGAACAAGGAGAGUUGGAAAGACAUGUUUUAUUUCGAUGUUAAGAACAGUACUUUCAAAAAAUACACAUACAGUACUUUUUGUGCAGCAUUGAAACAGGGAACUCUGUUCAUGUCGAAAUGGGGUGGGGAAGCAAUGUGUGGGGCAGUACCUUACUUCAAUGGCAUGCACGUACCUGUGUGCAUGGCGGAUGGCACGUUCAGAUCCAAGCAGUGUCAGAGCGGUAUCUGCUGGUGUGUAAACGACAAUGGUCUUCCGAUUAGUCAGACCCACACCACAGGCCCUCUGACAUGCGGUACAGCAGGAGCAACACGGAUACCCAAACCAGCAAAAUGUGGUGAUGGUUUCCCUUUCAAGAACUGCAAAGAUGCCUGUAAAAAUCAGGUUGAUGGGACCAAGUUCUGUAGGGCUGACCCUUGCAACAACUGCACGCUAAAUUUCCGUGAAAUCGCAAAGUACCCAAAAGAAGAGAAGAAACAGAUCAAGUUUAACCCGUUUGUUGAGCCAGCUGUCCAAGUUCUUAGGAACAUUACACUGAUGUAUUCUCUCAUGCCCAGCAGCUUAAAAUCACAGUCUGUUGUCGUAACGCGAUACAUGAACUUGAUUGGAGGAUUGCCGCCUCAGUCGAAACAAAUACUCCUCCGAGAGUUGACCCUUCGCAUGGUGAAUCAGACCCUGGCUUGUCCAAAUAAGUGCCCGAGUGACAAAUGCCCGGUGGCUGGAGUCAAAUUGGUUGACGGGUGUCCCGAUGCGUCGCCGUGCGUCUGCGCUGAUGAUCCUUGCAAGAGUAGCCUUUGCUAUUUUCGGGGUUCGGAAUGCAGGGUUAAUAGACCAAAGGAACCACUCGGAGUUCUCUUCCCUGCUUGGGCCGAGUGCAGGUUAGCCGACAAACCUGGUAACUGCCCAUGCAAAAUGGACCAUGAUGUUAGCUGUAAGCGAGAAUGCAACAACGAUCUGGAUUGUGAGGGGACCAUGAAGUGCUGCCGUUCUAGUUGUGGUGCCAAGUGUGUCUCUGUGAAUAGAACAGAAGCACGAAAAGCGAUGGGUAUGCAGAUGAUGGAGAUGAAAGGAAUAACUUGGGUACGAGAUAUCGAUGAUAAGAAUGCUUGGAUGGGUUUCAAGAAAGACGGUUUGAAAAAAUGUGACACUGACAAAGAUUGUGACAAAGCUGCAAUGGAGAAGUGUGUAAAACAUUCCAUGCUGUCCACCUGUGAUGUAUCCAUCAGCGUUUGUACCGUUGUACACAAGAUGAGAGAAGGACCAAAGUUCAUGCCGAUGCAACCCGAAUGCAAGAACAACACCACUGGGAAAAACGCAUCAAUACUUGGUGCGAAACCUGAUGGAACGACGGCUUCCAAACCAGAGAAUGAUUUGCCCAUGGAUACCCAGUGUCACAAAGAAUGUGAGAACGAUAAUGACUGUGCGGACAUGAUGCGAUGUCAACAUCGGGGUUGCAGUAGCAACUGUAUGUGCGUCAAGCAGAAGGUUACGGGAUGUCACCUUGAAUUGAAACAACAAAUACAGGUUCUCCGCCACAACCCAGAUCAACCGACCUUCCUCCCGAGGUGUAAUAAGGAUGGCACAUACCAGGUAGUACAACUGCACGAUUCCCUUGGACUGAGCUGGUGCGUCCAACCUGAUGGCCAAAAGAUAAGUGGAGUACAAAGGGGAGAAAUCAGCUGCAGUUCCAAAAUCCUGCCUCAGAAUGACGAACCAGUUUGUGCUGUUGGUGAGAAAGUGCAUAACUGUCCCCCUAAAAUGUGCACGAUAUUCAAGAAGCUGUGCCCCGGUGACCCGGCUGCAGUCUGUCGUGUCCACCCUUGUAAUGGAUGUUUCGUAAAAUUCUUCAACGGAACUACCAGUGCAACCUGUAAUGGAACCAAGCCCUGUUUGACAGAGAAAGUAGCUGAGUUGAAACAGAAGGCUUUCAAGGCAAUGCAAAUGAUGAUGAACAUGGAGAAAGAAGAGUUGGAUAUGAUAAGCAACGGCCUAUACCUGAUGCACUCUGGGCGAGGCAAUGAAGUUAAAAUGAUGAUAGGAGAUUUCAUGACAGAGAAUUUCAUGUCCAUAUUAAAUGAAAUGGAAAUGGCGAAGAAGACCAUGCCAGAUCCACCUGGAACUGGAUUCACAAAGAAACCAAACACGACCACGACCAGGGAACCUGUGAAAGCAUCAGAGGUUAUGUUCAAAUGUCGCUUGGAAAGGAUGAUGUUCAAGGUCAAACAGUUCCACAAGAAAAUGACUUGCAAGGGUUUCGGUGUCUCUGAUGACUUUGUUGGAGAGAUCAUACGCAUGGGAAUAGGGAAGUUCCUGUCCAGUAUCUUAGGGAAAACAAUGCGUAUGCCCAUGGGUAUGGGUGAGGGACUUGGCAUUGGUAAACCCAAAGGUGGAGAGGGCAUGGGAGGGGGUUUAUUUGGUCUGAUUGAGGACAACUUCAUGGACAUGCCUGAGCCUGAUAUAGAUGCUAUGCCUGAAAAGAUGAAGGAAAUAUUAGUAAAGAUGCUUGGCGGUGAUGGUGGUGAAGGAAUGCCAUGUGCUAAAGGUAAUGCCUCGACACCAAGGCCAAAUGUAAACUGCUCAAAUCACACCUCAUCAGGAAAGCCCUCAGGAACUUCUUCAGGAGGUGGGGGAGGAACUGGAGUAUGUGCAGGUCAAACAUCAACACUGAUGCCUCCUAAUUGUGGCAAUGCAUCUGAGCAGAUGAUGCACAAGUAUGACAGAAAAGACUUAGAUCUGUAUUUCUUCGAAAUGGAACAUCGUGACGAUGAUGUAUUCUGCCUCCAUAGUGAUAUGAAGAUGGAAAAUUACAAUGAAGAAAAGAUGUGGAAAAUAAUGCAGAACUUGACUUAUUUCUGCAACAUGCCACCCCCGGAUCUGAAACAAUGCACAAGAGAACAAGCCAGGAAUAAGAAUAAGACUGUGCCUGAACAAGACUGCAAACCAAAGGACCUAAUCACACUUGUGAAGUCUGUAUUCCUUGGACAAAAUUCAUAUAAAAUGAGGACGAGGUAUUAUUACAAUUCAACGUCAAAGACUUGUAAGAAAUACGAGGACACAGGAUGUGGGAGAAAUGCAACUGAUUUCACAACUAUGCUUGGGUGUGAGAUGAUCUGCAAAAAUGCGUCUCUGUUUGAGGGAAAAUUUGCCACCAAGUGUAAUGGGACUACCGGCGGCUUCAUGUCCAGGCAGUGUAAGAAUGGCAUGUGCUGGUGCCUCAAGGAUGGCAAGCCAGUUGACAGUACGCUCAGUUGGGGACCGAUUGAAUGUGACAUGUCUGGAAAGAGGUUGAAGCCACUGAAUGACCAAAAUCUUAUCAAAUGCAGUAGUGGGAACCAACCCGAAGUCGCUAAAUGCCUUCCAGCAUGUCGGGACAAGCCAAUGUGCUGGACUGCUGAAGGAAAAGAAGCUAUCUGUGUGGCUAAUCCCUGCAAUGGCUGUAUGGCAACCUUUCAGACGUAUGACGGAAAAAGUGCUACUUGUAUCGAUAAAGUAGAAAUGUGCCAAUUCAAAGCAGCAGAUUAUGCCACUCCAGACUCUAAGGGUUGCUUCAAACUGCAGUGGCGUUAUGAUGCCACCAGCUCCAAGUGUAAACCAUUCACAAAUAAUCGCUGCGAUGCAAAGUAUGUCAAGUUCCGAAGUGCUAAGAUGUGUCAACACAUGUGUAUCAACCCUCAGUCCUCCCCAAUCAAGUGCAAAAGUUCAACAGACCAACCAAAGGUUUGCUAUCCAAGCCCAUGUCCAAAGAGUUGUCCAAAGGGAGUGAGGUGUAUUGUUGACCAUUGUACUUGUACCUUCAAGUUAUAUGACAUGAAUGGUGGAAAGGAAAUACAAAAAUGUGAAGAUGCUCGAGUUGGUAAACUUGGCCCUGAUGGGAUUGCACAGAAUGAACAGUUCAUGGCCUUCAACAAGACAUGCAUGGUCAGCGGAACAGACCAUGAUACAUUCAAGAAAUGCCUCAGUGACCGAUAUGUUCUCUUACAAAAGUUGCCAAGCAAAGAGCUCAUGAUGGCUGCCCAUGACACCCUCAAAAUUGAGCAUCUGUCCUCCCUCACAAAGUGUCAGGCUGUAUGUGCUGAUUGUGCUAACACAACGUGUCCCUUUGGGUUUGCUUACAAACGAGUGAAUGAUGUUAUGUGCCAGGAUGGGUGCACCUGUGUCAAGACUAACCCUUGCCCUGCACUGAACUGCAAGUCUGGUGAAAAAUGUGUUAUGAGUGGACAAAACAUGCCAUUUGGUCCAGUUGCUGAGUGUGUGAAAGAAAACAAACCCUGGAAAUGUCCAUGUGUCAGACCUCCAUACGCCGGCGUCUCAUGUGAGAUGAAAUGCAAAGACGACGGUGACUGCCCGUCCAAAGACAAAUGCUGUAGCACAGCAUGUGGAAGAAGCUGCAUGAAAACUGAGGAGAGCAUUGUUGCUGGCUACCUGAAAUCCACCAUCCCAAUGAUGCGAAGCAAUCCAUGUGUCAACAUGAUGAAUACGCCAAGUUUUAGGAUUCCUAAAUUCGACUUCUGCAAGGUGAAAAUGUGUUCAACUGAGAAGGACUGCGAUGGCAAUCACUACUGCCAAGCUCCAUUUUCAAUGUUACCAACAACAAUGCGCAUAUGCUGUCCGAAACUAAAAACAAAGCCUUGUCUAUUGAAGUGUCCAUCAAAUCAAACAUGCCAAUUUGAAGUUGCUCCAUGUCUAGUACCACCCUGCCCAAGAUUUCCAAAAUGCAAAGAUCCAUGUGCUCUCAAUUGUAAACCUGGCUUGAUGUGCAGAUUUGUGCAAGUCCAAUGUGUCCGUGCACCCUGUCCACCGCAGCCACAAUGCGUGGCUGGUGUUGCGAAACAGGCUGACAAGGAACCCAAAAAGGAGAAAGAAGAUAGGAUGAAAAAAACAUUGGAAGGAAUGGGACUCAAGUGUAUCAAAGAACUCCCGAGUUGUCGUAGACAGUUGGCUGAAAAGGUGAUGAAGAUGAAGAAAAUGCACAAACAACCUGACUUCCUACCAAGAUGCACGCAAGAGGGCAAUUGGCAAGCAGUGCAGUGCUAUGAUAACGUUGGUAUCUGUUUCUGUGUCAAUGACAAGGGUGAACGGCUAAAGGACACUACUGUCCGGGGCAUUCCAGAUUGCAAGGACAUCAAAACAAAGACAGUUGAUACAGAACCCUAUGAUGUUUGUCAAGGCCAAGGCACUCCACUAAUGUGUAACCCCACGAUGUGCAUGCAAAUGGGAAACGGCUGCCCUAAGCAUCCAACCGCUGUGUGCCGUAUCAACCCCUGUGGUACCAAGUGUAAAACUGAAUACUUCUUGACAGGUUCUACUCAAGUAACUGAUUGCUAUCCAGACACAAGUGCCACAUCCUGCCAGAGUAGACGUGUGGCAGCGAUGCAUAUUCAACAUCUAAACAGUAUCAUCAACAUGAAAGGCACGAUGAUGAAAGAAAUGCUGAUGAAGCAUAUGCCAGACAUCAUUUUCAUGCUCCACUCUGGAAUGCUGGGAAAUGUGGCUAGAAUAUUCCGUGACGUGGUACAGAACAACAAAGACAUGGAAGGACCAUCCAUGCCUAGUUUGUUCCGUGAUGCUCUAAAACCAUGCAAACCACCUGCAAUGAAGUGGGAAGAAAAGUUCGAACUUGUUGAAGAAAUGCUUGAAUGUACCAAAAUGGAACCGAUGAAGGACCUUAUCUUUGGUCUUAUUAAAAAUGUUGUGGGCGAUGACAAAAAAGACCCAGAAGACAAGAUGGAGAAUUUUGCUGGUCUUGAUAUGAUGUUUAGUGGUAUGAUGGCAAUGGAAAAAGGAAAGGGUGUUGAAAUGAGUGAAGGACAAGAUAAAGGUGAAUACAAGGAGAUGGGCGGCCGGGAGGAAAUGGGCAGUAGUGAUCGUAUGAUGGAUAUGUUUGGUGAGGAUCUUUUCGCCAUUGAUGCAAAGAAGUACAGCUUCAUCGGCAAAAUGGGUGUUGGUCAAGAUUGUCCUAAAAUGGCAGACAAAGACAAGGAAGGAGAGAUGGAUGAGAAAAAGAAGAAAAUGGAAUCGAUGACUAUCGAGAUGAUGUGCAAUCGUCGUCCCCUUUUGGAAAGAUGUGACAAGCCAGGAUCAUCCAACUCCUCUGAGAAGAUGAAGCCGUACCCUAUGUAUUACUAUGAUGGCGUCUCAAAGAUAUGUAAACAAUAUUUGGAAUACGGAUGUCUGAAGAGUGCUACCACAUUCAAAACUAAGAGCGGAUGCACGCUGUUCUGUCAAGUGGAAGCAUCAUUUGUUGGUGUUUAUGUCCCACAGUGUAACAUGACAACAUUCAAAUUGAAUUCAAAGCAGACGCUCAAUGGUGUCUCUUGGUGUGUGAAUGAGAACGGUGUUGCAAUGCCAGACUCCCUCCACCUUGGCUGGGACUUGCAGUGUGACAGUAAUGGUCAAGCUUCAACAGGACCAAGGUCUAAGAAAGUCACCUGCCCCGGUGGCAAACCACCAAAGAUCUGUGACAAGUCAUGUGUCAAAGUUGUUGACCACAACGAGAAGGGAAUUGUGACCUGUCAGGCGGACCCCUGUGAUGACUGUAAGGAGACAUUCGUAAAUGCAUCUGGAGCACCUGUCGCUACCACAACCAAUCGAUGUGAUCGCCCCGCGACAGUAGCAAGUAACACCACUGACCCGAAAUGUAUGAAGAAGCAGUAUUACUAUGAUGACAGUAACACAAAAAUGUGCACGAUGUACAUAGUGGAUGGAUGCAUGAAAACAGAUGACAAAGAAAAGAAGUUCGACUCGCUUCAGGAUUGCAUGAUGAUUUGUGGUCUCAUCAAGGAGGUCAAGGAAUGCGCCCAAGGUACGAAACGGCUGAUCUGUGGAAAGGACAAUUGUAAUACAAGAUGUAACCCAAAUACUGACCCUUUGAGGAAUGCCGUCUGCAUGAUGGACCAGUGUGAUGACUGUAAGCCGAAGCUGUAUCACAAUGAGACUUGGAAAGAGGUCUCAACCUGUUCUCAAGAACCAGUUACAAAACCACCCUGCAAGCCAGAAAUUCCUCUCGAUGCUGUUCUAGACAGGCUGAAGGGACACAAAGACUUUGCUGCACUUGUUAACAUCAUCCAACCAUUCAAGGGAGCUUAUCCAGAGGACAUAAAUAUCAUCCAAAAAGUUCAUGAUUUCCUUGGGAAGUCCAGUUUCUCUGAUUCGGACAAGAAGCUGUUGCGCAUGGCAUUAGGAAUCUGGCUGACUUAUCACAGCAAGUGCCCAACCGGUUCAGACUGCAAAUACAAUGCUUGUAUUAAGAUUAAGUGUCAAUCGGGGCAGGCAUGUGCAGACUUUAAAUUCCCACCAAUUGGAAUCCAUACGUGGAGAGCCAGAGAAUGUCGCAACGUGACCAAGAUUGGCAUGUGCCCAUGUCCAGCUCAUAUGCUCUUCAAAGCAUUCCCCACUGAAAGGAAGUGUGACAAUGAUGGACAUUGCCCGUUCAAGAGGAAGUGCUGCAGGGGUGGAUAUAGCAGUAUGUGUAUGGAACCACUGGACCCUAGGCAAAUGGAGAAAGAAAGAGGAGGAAAAGAACAAUGUGAGAAAGAGGAAAAGAACAAUGGCAGGAAAGAUGACAAGAAAGAUGACAAGUCCUGCAUACCUGUCCCUGUACCAACACCACCAUCAAAACCAGCUAAACUUCCUGGUGUGUGCCAGACAGAAUCUGAUUGUGGCACUGGAUUUAAAUGUACAAAUAACUUUUGCACUUGUGACGAAGACGUCCAACUGGUUGAUCCCGAAACCUGUCUUGGCAAGCUUUACAAGGUGCAGCGUAUGUUGAAACAGCUGGGUAGUAAGCUCCCUCCAACUAGAAUGGUUGGGAUCUUUAUUCCCAGGUGCCACGAAAACAACACCUAUCACACAGUACAGGUCUAUGAUCAUCUCGGCCUUAUGUUCUGCGUUGAUCCAACGACUGGCCAGCCAACUUCAGACAGAAUUCGUGGAGUUCCUGACUGUACAAAGCCGGAGAAGACAGGCACAGAGGCAGUGUGCCAAACUGGUAAGACCACUUUCUGCCCAACGUCGAUAUGUGAGCAUGCAAAGUGUCCUGACCACCCAGAUGCCACUUGCCUCAUCAACCCAUGCAGUGGUUGCAAGCCGGAAUUCUACAGGAACAUCAGCCAGCCCCUUGAAUGUUUCAAGAAGCGAGAUGCCAGUGCAGACUCAUGUCAGAAGAAACUGUAUCGAAACAUCAAAGCUCAAGUUGACCAGAAGACCAAGAUUAUGGAUCCUGCCAUGACACCAAGCGCAGCGAUGAUGGAAAACAUGAUUGAUCAUCUUAUCAUAGCUAGGUCGGGGAUGAUGCCAAGCCUAGCGAGGGAACAUGCGAAAACUAAGGGGACAAAAUUCCUGCUUUACCUCAAGUAUAAAGAUUUUGACAUGGACAGUGGCAGCAAUGAUGGCAAGGGCAAUGCUGCUGGAGGAAAGGGCAAUGAUGCACCUGACCACAACGUUAAGUUGAAAUCUGAAGAUUAUGUUGCAAAUAAGGCCUUCCGAUGUGCCAACGUUGGCAACAAUAUUAAAAGAAUGUAUCUGUCUAUGAUGAGCAAAGUAAAAGGUGACAUUGAGAUGGCUAUGGAAGAAGCUGAUGCGAACCAACUAAUCACUGCCACCUUCAAGAAACUUGAUACCUUCCUGUUCAACUUGGGUUUGACGCCAAGGGCAAACCUUUCUGAUGCUGUGGUAAGGACACUGACUGCGCAUUUUAAGAACAUGAUACGAGUAGACAUGCAUGGGAAGAAGCCUCUUGAAACGGAUCUAGAGAAGUGUAAAAACAAGACUGAUGAGAAAAAUUCAGGCAUGACAUUGGCUCCUGAUGAUGAGAUAAUGAAGCUUUUAAAAGCACGUGGGGAUAUGGUAUGCAAUAUGAUGAGGCAUUCGGGUGACUUUGUCAAGGAGUGGAAGAGCAAGCAGCACCCAGGUGAUGGUGCUACAUUUCCAAAAGCCCAAUGUGUGAUGAAUCAUGUGAAUAAUUCCCUUUGCAAUGGAAAGAAUACUGAUGAGAUGACCACUUUCUACUACCAUAAGGAAGGGAACUGCGUCAGUGGAACGGCCCAGAAGUGUGCCAUGACUGCCAACACAUUCACAUCUAAGCUGUCGUGCAUGGCUAGAUGCAUGGCUAAAGUGCAACCUAUGUUUUAUGGUGUAUUCAUUCCCAAAUGUAAUGCCACCCUGAAAGGCUUUAGUGCCAAGCAGAGUCACAGUGGGUUCAGCUGGUGUGUCGAUGUAAAGGGCGUAGUCCAGAAAGGACCUGUCGUGGGAGAGAAUCUCAACUGUACUGCAAACACUCACAAAACGAUUCCAUCUCUGCUUGAAACCUGCAGUAAUGGUAAACCAUUCAAGACCUGUGAAGACGCAUGUGCAAAUACCAUUGCAUGCAUAUACAACAAAGGUAAUGUUCAUUGCACUGCCGAUCCAUGUAAUGACUGCAAAGUGACCUGGAGAACAGAUGCCAAUGAAGAUGUCACAGCAAAAUGUAAAACAUGGAAGCCCGCUGAGGUUUGUCCUGGUGGCACUUUCAAUAUUUGCCCAGAUAGCGUGUGUGAGUCUGAUGAAGGAAAAUGUAAGAAUGAUAAUCUGGAGACAGUGCACUGCAUCCCUGACUGCUCUUGCAAGCCCAAGCUGCAUCGUUACGAUUCCACCAAAGACCGAUUAGAAGAACUGACCUCUGAUGACAAGUUUUGUACGAACAACCCAAAGUCUAAAAGAGUGACCAUUAAAGUUGAUGCACCAUCAGAACUUGCUGAUUUAUUCCAGGUUGUGGAUGGGUUUGUGGCCAGGGUCAGGGCCAUUAUUGAACAGCUUAUGCGUGUCUUUAAUCUCCUACGGGAAUAUAUAAACAACCUCUCAGUCAAGAAAGGAAGUAUCAACAUUUCCUUUACAGUAACUGCACCAAAUGCUGAUGACAUUGCUAGGCAUAUCAGUGAUACGGCCAAAAAUGGGACAGUGAAUAUUUCAAUUAAUGGUACAACUUACAAUGUUGAUUCAGUUGUCUCGGUGACAGAUGUAACAAUGGCCACUCCAGGUGUAACGAAGAUGACACCAGCUCCAGUAUUUGAUGAUAAGAAAACACUCAUCAUAUUCAGCUGCUCCAUUGGUGGUGUUGUUCUUCUCACGAUUGCCUUGCUACUCAUUAUUCUUCUUUGCCGGAAGAGGGUACAGGAUGAAAAGAAGAAGUCGAAAUACAAUCCAUAUGAGAAGACCUUUGGCAACCCUGGCUUCAAUAUGGAUGAUGAAUGCUACAAGCCUGACUAGGCUUAGAUUAACGAACCAGCACAAGGUCAAGACUUUUUUUCCGAAGAUUUUCAAUGUGAAUCAUAAUGAGUACAAUUCUCAAAUUCAGCAAGAUCUACAAUACAAUUUCUCUGAAAGCAUCUUCCAACAUUUUGAAAUCAGGCCUUGUUUAAUUAAUUGUUGUUCAGUGAUCAUAUUUUGAUUACUUGUAUACAAUGUAGCGACAUUUGUAGCUUUUAUACCAUUUAUGUAUGUCCGGGCCACCCCUGGUGUGUUAUUGCUUCACGGGUAACUUAGUAGGCAGAAUCAUGAUUUGGCUGUAAAGAGGAGUAAAUGAGCCUCUUGGGCAUCCAAGUCUUAUGUUACCCAAUAGGUUGAGAAGGGUGGCCCUUCAUUUCAUUCAGUAAUUUGCACCAGCUAUGUACAUGUAUCAUACACACCACUUAAUGGUUUUUCGCCUUUUGAACUAACAGUGUUAUGUAAACUUUCUCAACAAAUAAGACCCAGAACUCUCCAAAUUCUGCAUUAAUACAGCAGUAUUUAAUCAUCUGUAUCAAUAUCACAUUUUCAUAUUUCCUGCCAUCAAAACUCAGUGCCAUGAUUCAAUAGUUCUGGUAUUAACACAGUGCUAGUAUAUUUACAGACAGUUGUAUAAAAAUUUGCCGCAUAAUUUCAGACAACACAUUAGUGAUACAUGUAGAAAGAUGUUCAGGUGAUAGCCUUUUUUGGUCAAGGAUGACAAGAAUCCUUAUAUGUGACCUGUCACAGCAAAAUGAGGCGCAUGUCACACAUAAGAUAUAUGAGCCUUAAUGACACUGUGAGAUAAUGGCGGAAGUUCAUGUACUAAUAGAUUUCACAAAUAGCAGACAACAGUGAAAUGAACAACCUGUCCAUCACAACUUACCGAGCUCAGAGCAACAUGCACCUGGUUUUACUGUGAUGGGUAAAAUUAUUUCCUUUCUGUGAUAUGGGUCAGUAUUACUUUUACCAUAAAAAUUGAGUCCACAUGGCAUGUUUCCACAUAUGUGCAGCAGUAUCUUUUGUGUUUUUCAAAUUGUUUUCUUUUAAACACAAUCCAUAGCAAAAUCUCAUCGUAUCGGUCAAUACAAUGUAUAUAUAACUAUUUAGAUAUAGAGGUGUUUAACCUAUAUCAGCCAACCUGAUCCCUGGUUCUGACGGAUGGCCAUAGACAAACAGGAAUAGGUAUGGUGUUUUUCAAAUCCUUUGAACAUCAGGUACACAAAAAAUGCAUGGAUGCAACAAGUUUUCUUCGAUCUCAUUUAGGCAUAUUCAUAAUGUCUGUUCAUCUUUGAAUUGAUGAGUGAUGAUUCUUUGUUUUGUAUAAACUUGAGUAGUGGACAAAUGAAAGCACUCACCAGAAGCAUCCCGUGAUGAUCACUGGCCUUGGCCUCUCCAGAAGGGAAGCACUUGCAGAGCUAUUGCUCAAAUGGGCCAUUCAUGGCUGAAAUCAAAAGUCUAUUACGGGUUGACAAAGUAUCAGGUUUUUGCUUUAAUGUAAUUUCAUGGUAUGCUUCUUUAUCAUGUGAAGAUGCAAAAUUUGUGCCAUAACUUAAGAAUAAUUUACGAAAGACAGUUUACUUUUUAAAAAAUUUUAUGUAAUAUUUAUAUGUUCUCUUUUGUAUACAAUACAAUGUGCUUUAAAAAUAAACCUUAUUCUAUGUAAA